AUGUCUUCUGAUAGCAUACCGGCCGUCGUCGACAAGGAUGUACGCCCGAGGCCGCAUGCUCCACCCAAGUGGAAAAUCCCGUACAGCCGCGUCUCGUGGUCGUAUCUCAGGAGGAAGGGCGAGCGCGACCGAAUCCCGGCAGCCACACCGAUCCACCCACGGCCACCGCAUUAUCAUGAUUUACUUUUGCGCACCAGAUGGAGGCCUGUCGUGGAGGAACCGCGCUCUCCAGACGAGCAGGAUUUGAAUCCGACGUUGGUGGGAGUCAGAGUUGCAGAGGACGCAAUCAGCACUUAUGAAGCGGACGUCGGCAUGUCUCCUGACAAGAGCGAGGUGCGCGUCGAUGUAGAAGUGCCCAAACUUUUCGACGGUGAGCUGGAGGAGCCCAAGCUCGCGAUGCUGCAGAAGAUAUGGGACGAUCAGGUGCGGAUGCUCCUGGGCGGCGUGCUCGAGCUCCAGCCGUCGCUGUCGCUUUGGGAUGGGCUGCCAGACAAGAACCUGUGGGAUCUGAACGCCAUCGAUAGUCCAAGCGUGUUGUCCAGUGUUCCUCGCACUUCACCUGACCUGUUGGACCCCACGGAUUCAGAGCUUUCUGUCGAUUCCGAUCCACUCCCGUCGACACCUAAAGCGACAAAGAAGUCGUAUGCCCAUGCAGUUUUCAGCGACGGCCGUGAGUCCUCGUCUCCCGACAAAGAUCAGGUCUUUUCUCCCCUGCCAUCGAAGCCACUGGAUGCGUCCGCUCUUUCAUUCAUCCCCCUACUCUCAACGUCGGUUAACUCCUUCCCCCUUCAUUACCCAUAUUCAUCACCCUCACCUUCGCGCUCUCCACACUAUUCCUCCCCGUCAUAUGAAUUUGAGUUCCCAUCACUGAAUUCCAAAUCAGCCCCUCGGUCUGGGUCUCGUUCGCUCCCGCCGACGCUUCAGAAGGACGAGAAUGGAUUCUACAAUCAGGUAGACAUGUUUGCAUCUGCCACGUUGCAGGGACACGCGUCCCGAAUGACUACCCGACGACCAUCUGCCGCCUUCCUCCCCGCCUUUCUAUCCGAAGGCUCUAGCCCUCAGCGUGCACGCCAUUCGUCGAAGACACGCGAGCUCGUGGACCGUCUUCGUUCGUCAAACUCACGAGAGAGACCGAGCAAGGGCAGAAGGAUGGAUUGCAGCCACCGGAGUUCCCUACCUACCGUGAAGGAUGCAGUGGAGUCUUCAGAGGACGGGUCGGAGCAAGAUAACUCCGAGGCCACCACCUCCAGGGCUGAUGUACUAUCCGACACUGAUGGAUGGAUUACUAGCAUCGUACAAGAAGACGGCAGGCUCGAGUCCACUAUGUCGGAGGAUGGGUGGAUAUCAGGCCUGUCUGGUGUUACAGCGACCUCUUCCGCCCACGCGAGGCCUGCGAGCAGUGCGAGCCAGUCAACAUCUUCAUCCACCUUAGGUGGCCCUUUCUCACCCGCCGCCUCCUUAGACAACUUCAAUGUGCCCUGUAGCCCGACCGCGUCACAGGCGUCCACGUUUUACCCUUCGCAGGUCCCGUACGCGCCCUUCGCUCCCACACUCUCCCCGACCAACCCUGCCAUGGCGGCGUACAUGCAGAUGACGAUGCACAUGCAGGCGCAGCAGCAGUGGCAGAUGCGGAUACCGGUGGCGCCUCCGAACGUAGGGUUCUCCCCAGCACUCGGCGUCUUUCCUCCUUACGCCCCUUAUGCCGUCCCGCCGACGGCUCUCCCGCCGUACCCACUGCAACCGGUGCCCGCGCUUUACGAGGCCCACGCCAAGGGUGCGAGCAUGCAUGCUCAUUGGUGA
Molecule: messenger RNA, 1800 nt
Organism: Sparassis crispa
Lineage: Eukaryota; Fungi; Basidiomycota; Agaricomycetes; Polyporales; Sparassidaceae
Exons: 1
Coding region: 1-1800 (599 amino acids)
Source: RefSeq, a predicted model, not a curated record